AUGGCCCCAAUUGCUCAACAACACCAGCUGGUUGACCUCGGCCAGAAGAGCUUGUUUGUCUCUGCCGCGGCAAUUGCCUUCAACCCGACAUUCUGGAACAUUGUGGCCCGUCGCGAGUAUCGCACCCGGUUCAUGACCAAAGCAUUCGGCGGCAAUGCACAGGCAGCAUGUUACUGCCUCGCCGCCACCAUCUUUGGCCUCGGCCUGUGCCGUGACUUCCUCUACGAGCGUGCCCUCCGCCACCAGCCCACGCACCCCCUUCUCGACACCGACGUCGCCAACUACCUCGGCUACGCCCUGAUCGCCGGUGGCAACAUCCUGGUCCUCACCUCGACGUGGGCACUGGGCAUCACGGGCACCUUCCUGGGUGACUACUUCGGCAUCUUGAUGGACCACAUGGUCACGGGCUUCCCCUUCAGCGUCUGCGACGCCCCCAUGUAUUACGGCUCUACCAUGAGCUUCCUCGGCACAGCCCUCCUGUACGGCCGACCCGCCGGCAUCCUCCUGACUGCCUGGGUGCUCACCGUCUACCUCGUUGCCCUGCAGUUCGAGAACCCCUUCACUGCCGGGAUAUACGCCAAGAGAGAGCGGGAGACGGCCUCCAAGACCAAGACCGAGGGCAAGAAGCAGAAAUAA
This is a messenger RNA of Diaporthe batatas, 636 nucleotides long. RefSeq names its product bifunctional phosphatidyl-N-methylethanolamine N-methyltransferase/phosphatidyl-N-dimethylethanolamine N-methyltransferase. Gene Ontology annotation, biological process: phosphatidylcholine biosynthetic process. The coding region runs from base 1 to 636 and encodes 211 amino acids. Lineage: Eukaryota; Fungi; Ascomycota; Sordariomycetes; Diaporthales; Diaporthaceae. Gene Ontology annotation, molecular function: S-adenosylmethionine-dependent methyltransferase activity. The transcript is spliced from 3 exons. The record is from RefSeq and is a predicted model, not a curated record.